AAGCCCUCAUCUUUUUGAACUUCAAAACUCAAAACCACUUCUUUUCAGGGCCAGAACAACCGUUCAUUCAUUGCAAGAACGGGGAAUAUCAAUCAAACCAUGGAGAACGAGGAAGAAAGCAACAAUCGAGGUCCUUUUCAGUACCCUUACAGUUCUUCCUACGGAUUUGCUGCUUCGUCGUGGGAUUUGCGAAGGAACUUGACAGAAACGUUCAAUCAGCAUGUCGGAGCCUCAGAAGCACAGAAAACCAGAUCGAAAGCGGACAAUGACACGAAAGCGCCGCCUUCAUCUGGUGGCAAAGGGAUAGAUCAAAGCAAAAACAACGCAGAUCAGUCGACUACCAGGUUGGCAACAAAGAAGUCAGACGCUGCCUCGGGCAAGCCACCAAUGCAGCCCUCCCAUCUCCGAUCAAUGGGUGACACUGCUGCAAGACAAUUAGCUGUUGCCGAAGGCGCGAAUAGACGGGUAUCUGUGUUUUUGAGAGUGCGGCCACCCAAACAAGGGGCAGUCAAUACAAUCGACAUUUUGCCAGGAGAUCCGUCCACGAAAGUCAGGACCCAUGCUCCCAGAAACUCCAACGUUGCCAAGAUGAAUCGCGAAAGCAACUCCAGCAAAGGACUUCCAUCUGACUCUCAGAUGGCUGCUAGAGAAUACGACUUUCAACAAGUUUUUGGGCCAGAAAAGAAAAACGAAGAUUUAUACACAACAGUGGUUGCUCCCAUGGUGGACAAAAUGUUCCCACGUGACGAAAACAGGGAGCCGGAAUCUGGUUUGCUCUUUGCGUAUGGCGCUACCAACGCAGGCAAAACCUACAGUAUCCUGGGCGAAAUGCCGUCGUCGCAUGGAAAGCCGAUCAACGAAAUGCACUGUGGCAUCGUUCCCCGAGCAAUUCAGGGUGUGCUCGAUAAUAUCAACCACUUGAAGAGCAAAGAACAAGGACUCUCCUUUGUUGACCUCUACGUGAGCGUUUUGGAAAUUCACAACGAGAACAUCUAUGAUUUGCUAGAGCAGCAGCAGAAUAUUCGACACCCAGCUUAUAUACGAGAGCCCUUGAAGCUACGUGAGAAUCAAAAGCAUACGUUUGUCAGGGGACUUGUAAAACAUGCCGUCAAUGACGUGAAAGAGGGUCUCCAGCUUGUGAAGCAAGCCAAUUCCAAGCGACACACAGCAUCGAACAAUCUGAACAGCGACUCCUCUCGCUCUCAUUGUAUCUUUCAGCUGCAGAUUAUCAAGAGAAGCGCGAACAUUCCAAAAAUGCGUCAAGCAUCGUCUCUAACUUCCAACAAUGGCUACAGUACCGAUGAGGAGGCCUCUCGAAUCUCCAAGCAGAAGCCAAUCACUCUCUGGAUUGUCGAUCUUGCUGGGAGUGAAAGGUCGAAGAGAACGAAUGUUGGGACACUGCGGCAGAAGGAAGCAUCCUUGAUCAACAAAAGCUUGACGACCCUCAUGAGGUGCCUCUCCAUCAUUCGAGAGAAUCAGUCUUCUACAGGCUCCAGUCAGGUCAUCCCCUUUCGAGAUAGCAAGCUGACGCAUUUGUUCAUGCCAGUCUUGACGGGAAGGACGUCCUCGAGCAUCUCCAUGAUCGUUAAUGUAAAUCCCGCGGCCCCAGAUUACGACGAGACGAAUCACGUUCUCUCGUAUGCCUCCAAGGCAAAGAUGGUCGAAAUCAAGGAGUUUAAAAUGCCAGCGGACAGGCCAGUCAAGAAGGCAUCUGCUGUUUCGAAGGUUUCGAAACUGAUGAAAAGGCUCUCUCCAAAGAAGCUCAUGAAGAGGCCCGGGGGUAGUAAAGAUGCCGAACGCAAGCGCAAAGCUGCACCGGGUCCAGCACGAAUUGCCUCUUUCAACGCACCCUCCUCCACAAACAGCAACUCAAGCAAAGAUGCUCACAAAACGAAGAAACUUCGUGGCGUCAAGCCAGGUGCUGCUUGUAAUCCUCCUCGAGAAGCUGUAUCGAAACUUGCACCUGGACCAGCCAACGAGAAUGCAAUGAAAUCACUCCAGAUGGCUCUUUCCAUUGCAAACGCGGAAGUCGAAAAUCUCAAGUUCGAGAAUAGCAGACUAACGGAAGAGCUAGGGCAGGUCGAGGGGAGGGUUCGUUUGGAAGUGUCGGCCGAGAUGGACGAACAGCUUGAUCAAACGAAGCAGUACUACUUGGAAAUCAUUGAAAAGAUGAAGGGUCAAUCUCGUCAGUCCGUAGGGGUCUUCGAAAAAAGAAGACGGGAAGAAAAUGCAUCGGAGCAGAUUGAUACUCUUCUUUUCAAGGUCGAGGAGGCAGAGGAAGAAAUGAACAGGCAAGCAAAAGCUCACACGGAGGAAUUGGCGACGAAGCAACGGGAGAUUGAUGAACUAAGAGCAAGCCUUGUCGAGAUGGCAGCAUUGAAAGCUACCGGGGACGACAACGAAGAUGUUGAAGAUGUUGUCCAGGCUCAGCGCCGCAAAAUUCGCGAGCAGGCGGAAGAGUUGAUGGCGUUGGAAAAGUCAAAGACGGACCUGAUUGAGGCGUAUGAAAAGUUGUUGGCCGGAGAAGAUGACGACGAGGACGAAACAGGAAGCGACGAAGGCGACAACGACAACGAAGAAGAUGUGCCUGGUGAUGAUGACAGCGAUGACAAUACUGAUGAGGUCCAUCCAAAGUACAUGACCCGCAACAGGUUCGCGCAGCAAAAGGGGACGAAUCCUCGCGCUCCUCUGUCUUCCAUUUCGGCAAACGUUGGCAUCCCUUAGGAAUUCACAAAGUACGUCGUAAUCAAAUUUCUAAAUGCAUUUCUGAAGGGAUUCAUCACU
This is a messenger RNA of Seminavis robusta, 2784 nucleotides long. Lineage: Eukaryota; Bacillariophyta; Bacillariophyceae; Naviculales; Naviculaceae. The record is from the annotation of a GenBank genome assembly.